GACACAUGAAAUGACUGUGCAGUUCAGAGGAGUACAAUUUGAGGGGUACUCAGGAAGAUUAAAGUGGGUGAGACAACUGGAGAAGUCUAUAGAGGGAAGAGGAGGUGAGACGGUGCUGUAAGAUGAGGACAAAGAUGCCAGCCAAGCAGUUGUUCGACAUAAACAUAAAAGAAAUGAUGAGAGUAUGAGCAACGUACUUAGUGACCGAACAAGGAGAGGGAGAGCAUAGACGUAAGGUCCACUAGACAGAUGAAAUGAAUUGAUGGGGAGACAUUCAUCUGCCUUAACCUUAUGCAGUUCCUGUGAUGACAAGGCUGUGAGGGCACCUUUGUCUCCAGGCAUCCCCACCAGACUUCUUAUAGCAGGGCACAGUGAGAUCUAAAUAUUUGAGAUUCCUCACUGACAUGGUAAGGACCUAUUGUUCACUAAUCCCUUCUUGAAAAUGUCUUCUGUCACCUAUAAAUACAAAACAACCUGUGUCAAAUUCACCCAUGUGCGCAAUGUGUGAUUGCCUGAGACAGGGUCUCAUUCUCCUUCCUCAUCCAAACCUGCCUGACCCAAACAUCUGAAGCCUGGGAGUGUGUUCACAGAUUGAAGAACCACCACCCCCUGGACCUCGCAGCUGACUUCCAAGAAUGCUCCUUCCCCGGUCCUACAUAAACAUCUCCUUCUUCCAGCCACCAGCUUUCCUCCUAAUUGGCAUCCCAGGGCUUGAGGCUGCUCAUGGCUGGAUCUCCAUCCCCUUCUCCUCCAUGUACGCUGUAGCCCUCACUGGAAACUGCUUGAUCCUCCUGGCUAUCACGAGAACUCCCAGCCUGCACCAGCCCAUGUACUACUUCCUGUCCAUGCUGGCCCUCACUGAUGUGAGCCUCACCUUGUCCACACUGCCCACCACCCUGGCUGUGCUCUGGUUUGACCAUCAGUCUAUUGGCUUCAACACCUGCCUAGUCCAGAUGUUCUUCCUGCACACCUUCUCUGUAGUGGAGUCCUCGGUGCUCCUGGCCAUGUCAUUUGACCGCUUUUUGGCCAUUUCCAACCCACUGCGCUAUGCAGCCAUCCUCACAAAUAAUGUCAUCAUCAGGAUUGGGAUAGUCAUUGUGACUCGAGCCACUGUGUCCAUCUUCCCUGUGCCCUUCUUGCUAAAGCGACUGAACUUUUGUCCAAACAAGACCCUCUUAUCCCACUCCUUCUGUUUUCACCCUGAUGUGAUGAGGCGAGCCUGUGAUGACAUCACCAUAAACAUUCUCUAUGGGCUCUAUGUUGUAGCAUCCACAGCAAGCAUAGACUCCCUGCUCAUCGCUCUGUCCUAUGCUCUUAUCCUGCGCACAGUCUUGGGCCUGGCCUCCCCCAGAGAACGUGUCCGGGCUCUCAAUACCUGUGUGUCUCAUAUCUUAGCUGUCCUGGUUUUCUACAUCCCAGCAAUAGGUAUGUCCAUCAUCCACCGUUUUGGGAAGCACCUGUCCCCUAUUGUACAUGUCCUGGUAGCCUAUGUGUACUUGUUGGUUCCACCUGUGCUCAACCCCAUCAUCUACAGUGUCAAAUCCAAGCCCAUUAGGGAGGCCAUGCUCAAGGUAUUGAGAAAAAAGGGGCAAGGCUCAUGAACUCAAAAGGAACGAUAAGACAUGGGGCAAAAACAUGG
This is a messenger RNA of Tupaia belangeri chinensis (Chinese tree shrew), 1639 nucleotides long. RefSeq names its product olfactory receptor 51I2-like. The transcript is spliced from 2 exons. Bases 636 to 1601 code for a protein of 321 amino acids. Gene Ontology annotation, cellular component: plasma membrane. Gene Ontology annotation, molecular function: olfactory receptor activity; G protein-coupled receptor activity. Gene Ontology annotation, biological process: G protein-coupled receptor signaling pathway. Lineage: Eukaryota; Metazoa; Chordata; Mammalia; Scandentia; Tupaiidae. The record is from RefSeq and is a predicted model, not a curated record.